Molecule: messenger RNA, 1134 nt
Organism: Argiope bruennichi
Lineage: Eukaryota; Metazoa; Arthropoda; Arachnida; Araneae; Araneidae
Gene: TfIIEbeta
Product: general transcription factor IIE subunit 2-like
Exons: 8
Coding region: 172-1014 (280 amino acids)
Biological process (GO): transcription initiation at RNA polymerase II promoter
Cellular component (GO): transcription factor TFIIE complex
Source: RefSeq, a predicted model, not a curated record
UUUUGUGUUGAUGUAAACAAAACAAGGUGUUGAAUUUUAAUACAUUCGACCAAAUACUAAAGAAAGAGUAAAUUCUGUUACCAAAUUUAGUAUUUUUUUAUAUUUAUUACAACAUUAUAUUUUCAUAUAAAGUAAAUAAAAUUUAUUUACUUUGUAAAAUUAAAUAUUGUAAUGGAUCCUGCACUGUUGAGAGAAAGAGAAGCAUUUAAAAAGCGUGCUCUAUCAACUCCUGUUGUUGAAAGUAAGAAGAAAGAAAAGAAUGUGUCGGAGAGGGAACCACCUAAAAAGAAACCAAAGUCUUCAUCACAACCAAAAGCACAAAAAGAUUUCAACUAUAAAACACAUGCUGGAAGUUCCCAGUAUAAUUUUGGUAUUUUAGCCAAAAUUGUGAAACAUAUGAAACAAAGGCACUUGAAUGGCGACACAUAUCCUCUGAGCCUAGAAGAAAUUCUAGAUGAAACCAAUCAAUUAGAUGUUGGCAUUAGACAAAAGAAUUGGUUGCUUAAUGAGGCUCUUGCAAGUAAUCCUAAACUACAAAUUGAUGCUGAUGGCAAAUAUCUUUUUAAGCCACCUUAUAAUAUUAAAGACAGGCGAAGUUUACUGAAGCUUCUUGAUAAACAUGAUCAACGAGGACUUGGUGGUAUACUCUUGGAUGAUGUAGCUGAAUGUAUUCCCAAUGUUGAAAAAGCUUUGAAAGUUCUUGGAGAUAGUAUUAUUGUUAUCACUCAACCAAUUAGCAAGAAAAAAGUUUUAUUUUAUAAUGACAAAAGCAUGCAGUUCAGUGUUGAUGAUGAAUUUCAGAAACUAUGGAGAAGUGUUGCUGUUGAUGGUUUAGAUGACGAAAAGAUUGAAGAAUAUUUACAGAAACAAGGUAUAACAUCAAUGCAAGACAUAGGAGUAAAGAAAGUUACUCCUGUGCAAAAGAGGAAAAAACCAUCCAACAGGAAGAGCAAUUUCAAGAAACUAAAUCAACAUAUGAGCGACAUAUUAGAAGAUUAUACAGAUAAAAACUGAAAUGUCAACUCUUGUUUAAAUACACAACAUUUGUGACAUGAAUCUACAUCAUAUGUUAUUUUUACUUUGUAUUUAUCUUUCAUCUGUAAGCAUGUCAUCAAUAAAGGAUAUUUGUAUAUA